Messenger RNA from Drosophila innubila, 2663 nucleotides. Its product is annotated as sodium-dependent nutrient amino acid transporter 1. Gene Ontology annotation, biological process: sodium ion transmembrane transport. Gene Ontology annotation, cellular component: membrane. The transcript has 7 exons. Bases 616 to 2538 code for a protein of 640 amino acids. Gene Ontology annotation, molecular function: L-amino acid transmembrane transporter activity. Lineage: Eukaryota; Metazoa; Arthropoda; Insecta; Diptera; Drosophilidae. The record is from RefSeq and is a predicted model, not a curated record.
UUGUCGGUUGGCGCUUAACCCAAGUGAUCGUUGGUAUUUUAACGGCAUUGGAAAACGUACGGCUCGUAAUAAUAACGGGUUUUCAUGCUUACAAUUUCGGUUUCAUUAUAACUACAAAUAAUUGUCUAACGGAAGUGUAAAAGAAUAUAUAUGAAGAUAUUUUAAUUAAAUGGAUUUUAAUUAAAUUAUAUUAAUUAAAAUAAAUAUAAAUACUAUAUGCGAUGCAAAUGCAGCUGAAGCAAUAGUUGAAAAGGCCUUGAAAGUACAUGUGAAGAGGUAAAGUUGAAGUUUUAGCCGGUUCAAAGUGGUUAAGACUGGCUGCCAGUUACAACAUAAGCAACAACUACUACAGCAACAACUGAAAUCAACAUACAGCCAAUUGUCGCCCAUCAAGUGAGCCAAACUUAAAGUCUAACAGCGGAAGCUUUUGUCAGCCGACAGAGACGCUGACGCAGACGCAGACAAAGCGGCGGCAGCUCACUGUUAAAACACAGUUUUACAGCGCGAUCACAACUCAGCAGAAAAUCCCCGACAGGCAGUGUUAAUUGUCGCGUCGCAGCUCAUAGAAGACUCUUCAAAAACUCACAAAUACGUAUUUGGCGAAGCGAGAGCGACAUGAUAACAACGCAACAGAAUCCGGCCUUUGUGGGCGACGAUGGACAGAGUACAACCAGCACAUUGGCCAUGUCGUCAUUGCCAGGACAACCGCCAGAGUCGAGAGAUGAUUCCGAAACCGAAGCGGAUAAAUCGGGAACGGGACAACGCGAAACCUGGGGCAAGGGUGUAGAGUUUCUAAUGUCGUGCAUCGCCAUGUCCGUGGGUUUGGGCAAUGUUUGGCGUUUCCCGUUCACAGCUCUCGACAAUGGGGGAGGCGCCUUCCUCAUACCAUAUCUCAUUGUGCUCUUCCUAAUUGGCAAACCCAUUUACUACCUGGAAAUGGUAAUUGGACAGUUUUCCAGUCGUGGUUCCGUAAAGGUUUUCGAUUUGUGUCCCGCUAUGAAAGGCGUCGGCAUUGGACAGGUGAUCUCGAUAUCGCUGGUCACAACUUACUACGUAGCAAUAAUGGGCAUAACGCUUCGUUAUUUCUACGAUUCAUUUCGUACUCCGCUUCCCUGGUCCGAGUGUCGUCCGGAUUGGGGAGCACACUGUGUGGCCUCCAGUCAGGGCAACACAAGCAUCAGCAUUAGUGGCAGUUCCAGCUUUAGCCCAGCUACGAUUAACCUGGAGUCACAACAAGAGCAAAUGCCAGUUGCAUCCGCGGAAUUGUACUUUCUAAAGGAGGUGCUUCGAGAGAAGGAACAGAUUGCGGAUGGCAUUGGACUGCCCAACUGGGAGCUGGUAAUUGGUCUCUUUGUGGCUUGGUUAAGCGUUUUCCUGAUCAUUCGUCGAGGAGUUAAGAGCUCAGGAAAGGCUUCCUACUUCCUCGCUCUGUUUCCCUAUGUCAUCAUGGGGGUUCUCCUGGUGCGAGCACUAACCUUACCGGGAUCUCUGAAUGGCAUCUAUUAUUUCAUAAAGCCCAACUGGGAAAAGAUUUUGGAUCCGAAGGUGUGGUAUGCGGCUGUAACUCAAUGCUUUUACUCUCUCUCCGUUUGCUUCGGCAACAUCAUCAUGUAUUCCUCCUUUAACAAAUUUGGCCACAAUGUCCAUCGGGAUGCGACGAUUGUAACUGCCUUGGAUACGGCGACUUCCCUCCUCGCUGGCUUCACGAUCUUCGGAAUUUUGGGUCAUUUGGCACAUGAGAUUGGCACUGAUGACAUAGGCAAUGUGGUUAAAGGAGGCGCUGGAUUGGCUUUCAUUUCCUAUCCCGAUGCUAUUGCAAAGUUCAAGAAGUUGCCGCAGGUCUUCUCGGUUAUGUUCUUCCUCAUGCUCUUCGUCCUCGGAAUCGGGUCCAAUAUAGCGAUGACUUCCUGUACGGUGACUGCCAUCCGAGAUCGUUUCCCCAACUUCAAGCAAUGGCAAUGCGCUCUGCUCAUCGCAGUCAUUAGCUUUCUCAUUGGUCUGAUGUACAUAACACCGGGAGGUCAAUAUAUGCUCACACUGGUGGACUUCUUUGGUGCCUCUAUGAUUGCCUUGGUUCUGGGCAUAGCGGAGCUUUAUACCAUUGGGUGGAUCUAUGGCACAGAUCGUCUCUGCAAGGACAUUGAGUUUAUGUUGGGACGCAAAGUUGGUCUCUACUGGCGACUCUGCUGGGGCAUCUUCACGCCUCUUAUCAUGACCAUCAUUCUGAUAUACUUCUAUGCCACCUACGAGCCCCUCACCUACAACGAUCAAACCUAUCCCGCCUGGGCUAGUGGCAUUGGCUGGAGCAUAACGGCCUUUGGCAUAAUGCAGUUACCCAUUUGGAUGUUUGUGGCCAUUAUUCGAGAUCCGGGCAAUACGCUGGGUGAGAAGAUACGCGGUGCUUUCCGCCCCAAAAAGCUUUGGGGACCCAUGGAUCCACUCCUCAGGGAGCAAUACAACAAGGAAAUCGAGCACGAGUUGAUGCCGAAACGUGGCAAAGGCUUUUGGUCUAGCAUCAAACAAAAUAUCUUUGGUUAGUUAUGAGAUUUCUAGACUUAAAAUAUGUGUGUCAACUUUUAUAACUUAACUCUUUGUAUAUAUUAAUGUUGUGAAAAAUAUUUACUUAAUAUUUAAUAAGUGUGCCAAUAAUAUAGAAUGAUUUA